Molecule: messenger RNA, 1234 nt
Organism: Anastrepha obliqua
Lineage: Eukaryota; Metazoa; Arthropoda; Insecta; Diptera; Tephritidae
Exons: 6
Coding region: 165-974 (269 amino acids)
Source: RefSeq, a predicted model, not a curated record
UAAUAAACUUCAUAUAUUUGUUUUGAAAAAUUGUCUGUUUAUUUUCGUAUAAUUUAUUCUUUUUAAAUUUAUAUAAAAUUAAUUUACAUCUCUUAAAAGACAUAGCUUUUGGUAGUAGCAUAUUUACAAAAUUGUCCAGUGCUUUUUGGGCGCCAAAUGGCACAAUGGCGGAUGAUUCUAAUAGAUCACGUCUGUAUCAAUACCAGCACGACCGUUCGAGAUUUGCUUGCACCGUCUACACCUUGGCUGUAGUCUUCUUCGCACUCUCCAUCAUUCAAUGGAUAAUCAUGAUCGCAAUCGAUGGAUUGCGAGACUUUAUUACUGAUUUCUACUAUAUUUCAAUCGUUGCACUUUUUAUCAGCAUGAUACUGGUGACUGCCUUUGUGUUCUUUGAGAAUCUACGCUUUGCGGCACCAAUAAAUUGGUUAAUAGCAAUAAUAAUCGUCCUGAUGACAACUUGGGGCCUUUCACGAGCCAUUGUCGAGCCAAAUCUAGCGCUAUUCGUCAUAACUGUAGUAGUCGUGCUUUUCUUGACCCUGAUUUUCAUCCUCUUUGGUAUAUUUAUUAACCACGAUUUAACACUGGAUGUGGUGAUAAUGUUUGUGGCUGCAGUUAUAUUUUUUAUUACAUCAGUAUUCUUCGUGAUGAUGCAACUAUUGGCCGGCGUUAAGGUGGCGUUUUACAUUUAUUCAAUAUUCAUUUUAUUAACAGUGCUGAUGUUUCUCAUGUACCACGCGCAAACCAUAAAUGGCUAUCGUUAUGCUGAAAUGCGAAUCAAUGACUAUCUGCUGGCUGCGCUCAUCAUCUACCAUGAUAUGACUCUGCUGCUGAUCAUGUCCUUCUACUUGAUUGCCAAAUUAUAUGCUUUGGCUGGCGGCAAUGGCUUAAGUCUAUACGGUGAAUCAUGUUGUGCAAAUAUGACAAAUGCUCAGAACCGAACGUAUUAUUCCGAAAACAGAGCGAUGUUUCUUUAAUAAAAAAAAAGCCCAUAUUUUGAGUACAGCAACUAAACUGUUAUGGUGCGAUUUUCGACGUUAUUUGGAAAACUAUGUGAAAUCUCAACUUGUUUAUAAGGGCCAAUAUUAUGUAAAUAUGUAUAUAUGUAUGUAUAGGUGUACGAAUAUAUGUAUGUUAUGUAUCUGCUAAAUGUUAGUUAUAUCGUCUGUGCAUGAAUAAGAAAUGAAAAUUCAAAGUGUUUGCAAUUAAACAGUGUUGGAUAACACCGGAACAUUUA